CAAGUGAGUUGGAAUCCUGAAUAUAUAUGCAACUUUAAGGAUGCUGACCUCUGAUUAAAAGUUGAACUGAGGCUUCUGUCCUGGCCAUGAUCACUGAAGGUUAUAGGAUGCUGAUACCUGUGCUUCCUAAUAUCAGCACUUGUGAUUUUUAAGUGGCAAGUAAAAUUUGGUGCUAAGACUUUCAGAAAGGAAGAGAUUUGAACAGAGGAUAUGGCAACAGGAAACUAUUGCGUAUUUCCUGAGUUCAUUCUGACUGGGCUCUCAAAAAAAUCAGAACUUCAGAUGCCUCUCUUUGUCCUCUUCCUAGGAAUAUACAUAGUCACUGUAGUGGGGAAUUUGGGCAUGAUUACACUGAUUAGGCUCAGUUCCCUCCUGCACACACCAAUGUACUAUUUCCUCAGCAGUUUGUCCUUUAUUGAUCUCUGCCAUUCCACAGUCAUUACCCCAAAAAUGUUGGUGAACUUUGUGGCAGAGAAGAACAUUAUCUCCUACACUGGAUGCAUGACUCAGCUCUUUUUCUUUCUCAUUUUUGCUAUUGCAGAGUGUCAUAUGUUAGCUGCAAUGGCAUAUGAUCGCUAUGUUGCCAUCUGUAACCCACUGCUUUACAAUGCAAUCAUGUCCUAUCAGAUUUACAUUUCCAUGAUCUCUGGAGUCUAUAUUAUUGGUGUGGUUUGCGCAUCAGCUCACACAGGCUUCAUGAUAAGAAUUCAGUUCUGUAACUUAGAUGUGAUCAACCACUAUUUCUGUGAUCUUCUUCCCCUGCUGGAGCUUGCACACUCUAGUACUUAUGUUAAUGAAUUGUUAAUUUUAUUCUUUGGUACAUUUAACAUUGUUGUUCCAACCUUGACUAUUCUUACUUCUUAUAUCUUCAUUAUUGCCACCAUCCUACACAUUCGUUCUACUGAGGGCAGGUACAAAGCAUUCAGUACCUGCAGCUCCCACAUCUUGGCUGUUGCUGUCUUCUUUGGGUCUGCUGCAUUUAUGUACUUACAGCCAUCAUCAGUCAGCUCUAUGGACCAAGGGAAAGUGUCCUCUGUGUUUUAUACCAUCGUUGUGCCCAUGCUGAACCCCUUGAUCUACAGUCUGAGGAAUAAGGAUGUUAGUACUGCCCUGAAGAAAAUACUAGAAAGAAAAUCAUUUGUGUAAACUGAAGUAAGGAGAUUUAUUUAUUAAUAUAGUCAUCAAAGGAUACAUUAUUUGAAUUUCUAUUUUUCACCUCAAUUGAUUCGUUAAUAUUCUAA
This is a messenger RNA of Rattus norvegicus (Norway rat), 1241 nucleotides long. It is a transcript of the gene Or8g23, whose product is annotated as olfactory receptor family 8 subfamily G member 23. The transcript is spliced from 2 exons. Bases 211 to 1146 code for a protein of 311 amino acids. Lineage: Eukaryota; Metazoa; Chordata; Mammalia; Rodentia; Muridae. Gene Ontology annotation, biological process: signal transduction; detection of chemical stimulus involved in sensory perception of smell; G protein-coupled receptor signaling pathway. Gene Ontology annotation, molecular function: olfactory receptor activity; G protein-coupled receptor activity. Gene Ontology annotation, cellular component: plasma membrane; membrane. The record is from RefSeq and is marked validated.